UCUAGUUAUUGCCGCCAUUUUGUACUACCCGAGGAUUGUUUGGUCUGUAUUGUCAACAUAUGCGUUAGCAUACGGGAUAACCGUACGUUGGUUACUUCGCAGUACGUGCUGCUGGUUUGUGUUUAUCAUGUGUGACUACUGAGGAGGUUGUAAAGCUGAUCGUCAAAAGUCAUUCGUGAUUGUAAACAUUAUGUUAUGCUUUCGUUCGAGUUUGUUUGUGAAUAUGGAAUUAAGAUAAAAUCAUAAGGAUACUGAGCAAUUUCAUCUAUAGAUAUAAAAAGCGGUAUGUAACUUAGCGAUUUCAACACAAUGAUUAUUAGCCUUGAGUGCCUUUACCAUGGAAAUGUACAUCGAACAACAUGGCACUCGUCGGGGCCUCCAGUGCGGUUAAGUAUUAACUGCACUCUAAUAUGUCUUAAAUUUUGUGAAAUCUGACAAAUUUGGCCAUUCGGGAAUUGGUCCGAAACUUGAAGCAAUUAGCUUCAAGUUAGGCUUACUCAUCAUGGCUGACCACUUAGUUGAUGGACCGCCGAAUAAGCGACCAAAACUGAGUGAAAACGCUAUUUCUGACACACCAGACCUUUCAUAUGUUAAACUGUGGGAUUUGGAAAAUGAGUUGCCUGAAGAAUUAAUGGUGCCUACUGGGCUUGAAACGUCUGAUCUUCCAACACAAGCUCCUACAUCUCAAUCGUCAGCUCCGCAAAAUCUUUUGAAUGGCUCUGGAGAAAGUGUCUCUGUUGAAAGUUCUGUUGUUGCAAGUGUUAAUUCACAAAGGCAUCAACAGCUGUCUCAACUGUUACAGUCUAAGCCAAAUGUUUCUCAUAGCACCGUAUCUACACCUCCAUCCCAUAGUGGUAUAUCUACAUCACAGCAAAUCACAAGUCCGAAUUUAGCAACUAUGACAGCUGUUAAAAGUCCUCAUUCUACUAAUUUAAAUACUCCUAAUGCUACUAUAAAUAAAACAGGUUCGCUUGUAUCAUCUUCAUAUAUUAAUGCUACAGAUGGCACAGCUGUUAUUACGAAUAUUUCCAAUAGUUUGACCAAUAGUUUAAGUAAUUCAACUGGAACUUUAGGCAUGAAUAACAAUUUGUUAUUAAUGCAAAGUAAAGGAAGCUCCUUAAGUACACAAGGUAACCUUAUGUCACUUCCUACAUCUGUUGCUAGUAAUAAUAGUGGCAAUAAUGCACAAAUUCAUUCUCCAAUAACUGUUGUACAACAACCAGUAAACCAACAAACAUCUUCACUCAUUAAUGGUAGUCACAUUCCCAUUGCAAACAUGAAUUUAAAUCUAUCCGUCAGUCUGUCUGUGUCAUCUGCUGCGACUCAUAGUACUGUGAUUGCACCUCAUCUGCCUCAUCAAACCAUUUUAGGACAUCCUAACCAAGGUGCUAAUAUAAAGCAUUCUGUUUCUCAAAUACCUAUAUCAAAUCUUCCUAUGACUCCAAGUACUGUUCAGCAAAAUUCGACAAGUACUGUAACUGUUACUCCAUCAACUGUAGGGGGCCCAACCCCUACAGCUGACCCAGAGAAAAGAAAACUUAUACAGCAACAACUUGUGCUUCUUCUUCAUGCUCACAAAUGCCAGAGGCGUGAAAGUCAGUCCAAUGGAGACGUACGACAGUGCUCAUUACCUCAUUGUCGGACUAUGAAACAUGUAUUAAGUCACAUGACAACUUGUCAAGCAGGUAAAUCAUGUGGGGUUCCUCACUGCUCAUCAUCUAGGCAAAUAAUAUCUCACUGGAAAAAUUGUACACGAAGUGAUUGCCCUGUGUGUUUGCCUUUAAAACAAGCAUCAGAUCGCAGACAACAACAAGCAGCUGCUGCAGUUCAAACAAGUCAGUCAAGUCAAGGACCUGCUCCAGCUGAUAUGCAGCGAGCUUAUGCUGCUCUUGGACUUCCAUUUAAUGCUGGCAGUGGUAGUACAAAUGUUAAUCCUGUGAUACAGAGGAAUCAAGCAGUUUCCAUAUCUCAUGUGGCUGAUCAAUCUCAGCAGUGCUCUCCUCAAACCUUGAAUCGCAUGCAAGCUCCACAAUCAACACAACAAGCACAACAGCAAUCUCAAGUGCAAUUGAGACCUCUUUUACAAAGUAGUGGUUCUAGUACUAUAACCAGUCCUUCUGCACAAAAUUUUCUUGUCACUGAUAGUCUGCAGUCUAAAGCUAAGACAGCAGGAGUUGCAAUAAUAAAUUCUUCAAACCAAGGAUCUACGGUGGUUCCAUCAGUUAUACCAGAUAAUCCAUCUACAGUUAAGGAUUGGCAUCAGUCUGUUACGCAAGAUUUAAGGCUUCAUUUAGUUCAGAAAAUAGUACAAGACAUUUUUCCCACAACUGAUAUAUCUGCAUUACAAGACAAGAGAAUGAUUAAUCUUAUAGCAUAUGCCAGAAAAGUUGAAGGAGACAUGUAUGAAGCUGCUAAUAGUAGAGAAGAAUAUUACCAGUUGCUUGCAGAAAAGAUAUAUAAAAUACAAAAAGAGCUUGACGAAAUACGUCAGAAAAGAAAGGAGGCACAAAUGCAGCAGCAAGUGGGAUCCAGUAUUGGACCUAUACUGAAUAACUCAGGGACACCAAGUCCAAAACUUCCAGCUGCAGGUGCGCUAUCAAAGCCACAUCUUUCAAGCAGUACAUUACCUAGUAGUCAACAGAGAAUGCCACCACCAAAUAUAACUGUUCCUACUAAUACAGUUGCAAAAAGCUCUGAACCAUUUUCUCCAUCUAACACUCAAAUGUCUAACUCUUUAAACACCCAUAUCAAUAUGACAUUAAAUCAGGGUCAAUUUAACCAAUCUCAAACUCGUCAAAAUCCUUUACCGGUUUCUAACUUACAGCAACCAUUACAGACUCAUUUCAAUAGCUUAAAUCAACCUACCACUACAAUAGCUACUUCUACAUCUGAACCCUCUUCAAUAUCUACUCUUAGUAGUAUAUCUAUUUCACAAUUUAGUUCUAAUGUACAGCAAAAUCAUUCUCCGAUAUCUGAUAUUUUCAAGACAAGACAAAUUAAUUUACCUCAAUCUCAACCACCGAAUCCUAGAUUGAUUGGCCAUAAUACUCAAGGACAACUUGUCAUGGCACCUAACUUAAAUUCACAGGUUCAUUUAUUGAAUCAGCAGUCUCAAAACCACACACAAUCUUCCCAAAAACAACCAACCCAGAUACAACUUAAUGUAGCAAUACAGAAACCUCAAACUGAACUUUCCUCUCCAAUGCCAUCUCAGGCACCUGGUAAUCAAAUUCCUCAGACAGCUACCCCUCAGCCACAGUCUGUUCAACCUCCUCUAUCUCAACCAGUUAGAGCUCCUUCAGUUCCUAAUACUCAACCACCAACACCCUCUCCACAAACACAUACAUCUCAACUUUCUCAGACAUCUGUUGUCACAGUAGAUGAUAGUAGUGAAGAUGUUAAACCUAUAGUACCUGUAUCUCAAGAAAAUGUUUUAUCAGUUAGUCAAUUAGAUACUCAAAGCUCAACUACUCCUGUUUCUACUACGUCAGAUCAAGACUCUGGGCAAACUGGAGGCAAAGUCUUUGCUUUUGCCUCCCAAAAAUCUACCGAAAAUAGUGAAAAAAUGGAAAUGGAUAGUGAUGUCAAAAGUGCAUGCAGUGAAUCAAAUGUCAACAUGGAUACUAAACCUUCUGGUAAACUUGAUAUAAAAUGUGAAAUUAAGGAAGAAGAACCUUCUUUUUCUAAUAGUUCUUCAGGUAAAGAAAUGAAAGCUGUUGUUAAAGAAGAAGUGCAAAGCCCUACCCCUGCACCAACUGUGAGUGAAAAUGGUAUAGAUUUAAAACCUGAUUCAUCGUCUGAUUCUUCUCAACUUACUCCUAAAGUAAAAACAAAUAAAAAAAUUUUUAAGCCAGAUGAAUUACGUCAAGCGCUAAUGCCUACUUUAGAAAAACUGUACAAGCAAGAUCCUGAGUCUUUGCCUUUUCGUCAACCAGUUGACCCUCAACUGCUGCAGAUUCCAACAAAAGGAAAAGACUGUCCUUCAUAUGUCAAAAGACAGGAUUCAAUGGAUUAUUUUGACAUUAUUAAAAGGCCAAUGGAUUUAUCUACCAUAAAAAGAAAAUUAGACACUGGACAAUAUCAAGAUCCUUGGCAGUAUGUUGAAGAUGUUUGGCUUAUGUUUGAUAAUGCUUGGUUGUACAACCGUAAGACUUCCAAAGUUUACAGACAUUGCUCAAAACUUGCUGAAGUAUUUGAGUUAGAAAUUGAUCCUGUGAUGCAAUCAUUAGGCUAUUGUUGUGGCAGAAAGUAUGUUUUUCAACCUCAAGUUUUAUGCUGUUAUGGCAAACAAUUAUGUACUAUUCCUAGAGAUGCCAAAUACUGGAGCUAUCAGAAUAGGUAUACUUACUGCCAAAAGUGUUUUUCUGAAAUACCCGGUGAUACAGUGACGUUAGGGGAUGACCCGACUCAGCCACCUACGGUCAUAAAGAAAGAUCAAUUUAUUGAAAUGAAAAAUGACCAUCUAGAACAGGAACCGUUUGUUGAGUGUAAUGACUGUGGAAGAAAAUUGCAUCAAAUCUGUGUUCUACAUUUUGAUGUGAUUUGGCCAGAAGGCUUUACCUGUGAUAACUGCCUGAAGAGUAAAGGUAAAAAGAGAAAAGAAAAUAAGUUUACUUCUAAAAGACUUCAGCAGUCAAAAUUGGGGCAAUAUAUUGAAAAUCGUGUAAAUAGUUUUUUAAAGAAAAAAGAUUGUGGUGCAGGUGAAGUAACUAUAAGAGUUGUAGCCAGUGCUGAGAAGUAUGUUGAUGUGAAGCCUGGUAUGCGAGCAAGGUAUGUUGAUAGCGGUGAAUGGCCGGAUACAUUUCCAUAUCGCGCAAAAGCUUUAUUUGCGUUUGAGGAAAUUGAUGGUGUGGACACCUGCUUUUUUGGCAUGCAUGUACAAGAAUAUGGUUCUGAAUGUUCUCCUCCGAACACAAGGCGUGUAUAUAUUGCUUACCUCGAUAGUGUUCAUUUCUUUCGUCCAAAACAGUUUCGAACAGCUGUUUAUCAUGAAAUCCUUCUUGGUUACCUUGAUUAUGCGAAACAGCUUGGAUACACAAUGGCUCACAUAUGGGCAUGUCCACCUAGUGAAGGGGAUGAUUACAUCUUCCAUUGCCAUCCAGUUGAACAAAAAAUACCAAAACCUAAACGGUUACAAGAAUGGUAUAAAAAAAUGCUUGAUAAGGGUAUUCUGGAUAGAAUUGUCAUGGAUUACAAGGACAUACUGAAACAAGCUACUGAAGACAACAUGAAAAGUGCUGCUGAAUUGCCAUAUUUUGAAGGAGACUUUUGGCCAAAUAUUCUUGAAGAAAGUAUUAAAGAACUCGACCAGGAAGAAGAAGAGAAGAGAAAAGCAGAAGCCUCUGCAGCUGCUGCAGCUGAAGCAGCUGCAAGAGCUGCAGCUUCUGAUGCAAAUGGUGAAGCCGAGGAUAGCAUGGACGGUAACCAGAAAGGACAGAAGAGUAAUCGCAACAAAAAAUCCAAUAAAAGUAAAAACAAUCAAAGGAAAAAUAACAAGAAGUCUACUGUUCCAUAUACUGGAAAUGAUUUGUCAGCAAAAAUAUAUUCUACAAUGGAAAAGCAUAAAGAGGUGUUCUUUGUAAUUAGACUACACUCUGUCCAAGCUGCUGCCAGUUUACCAUCUAUAGUUGAUCCUGAUCCAUUUAUUGCAUGUGAUAUGAUGGAUGGUCGAGAUGCUUUCUUAACGCUUGCAAGAGAAAAGCAUUAUGAAUUUUCAUCUUUACGAAGAACAAAAUUUUCAACAAUAGCUAUGUUAUAUGAGUUGCAUAAUCAAGGACAGGAUCGAUUCGUUUACACAUGUAACAACUGUAAAAAACAUGUUGAAACUAGAUACCAUUGUACUGUUUGUGAUGACUUUGAUUUGUGUGUAAAUUGCUUUGACAAAGAUGGACACAAUCAUAAAAUGGAGAAACUUGGAUUUGGUUUGGAUGAUGAUUCAGGAACUUGUGAUCAGAAACAAACAAAUCCUCAAGAAUCCAGAAUAUUAUCCAUUCAACGCUGUAUUCAGUGCCUUGUUCAUGCUUGUCAAUGCAGAGAUGCUAACUGUCGUUUGCCUAGCUGCCAGAAAAUGAAGAAAAUUGUACAGCAUGCUAAAAGCUGUAAACGUAAGCCCAAUGGAGGCUGUCCUAUUUGUAAACAACUCAUUGCUCUUUGUUGUUAUCAUGCCAAACACUGUCAAGAAGCCAAAUGUCCAGUUCCGUUUUGUUUGAAUAUAAAACACAAACUAAGGCAGCAACAGUUACAGCAGCGAUUGCAACAAGCCCAGAUUUUGAAAAGGCGUAUUGCUACUAUGACCAAUCGUGGAGUUUCUGGUGCUGUGCCGCAAACAAGUCCUGGAAGUUCAAAUUCAGCAAGUCAGUCUUCUCCUGGUCAACCUUCCCACACCUCUCCACAUCCUCCUCAGCCUGGAAUAGGCAUGAAACCAUCAACUGGUCCUCCUGUUGGUGCUCUACAAGCUGUGCAACAAGUUCAGGCAGCAGCUGCCAGGCAAACUGCUCCUCAUAUGGUAACAACUUCAGUUAGCUUUGGUAAAGGUAAUCCUGUUGUUAAUCCUCCUACUCCAAACCCAGUUAUAGCUGCACAACCAAUUCAAACUCAAAUGCAAAAACCUAUGAAUCAAAUGCUACCUAAUGUACCGAAUCGUAUGCUUGCCAUGGGAAAUGUUGCAUGCUGGGAUAAUCCAUCUUAUUCUCAGUCGCCUCACCCAAGUCCCCAGCCUCCUCAACAAAUAGGUAUGAGACCACAAAACCAGUUAAUGGGACCAGGAUCUAUGCCUGGUUCUAUGGGAAAUACUGUUGCUUCAAUGGGUCCACCUCCUCAGGUAUUAAAUAAUCCAGGACCUUCUGUAUCCAUGCAGAGGCCUACUCAAGCCUUACAACAAUUACUUCAAACAUUAAAAUCUCCCAAUUCUCCUCAACAGCAGCAACAGGUGUUAACAAUUUUAAAAUCAAACCCUCAAUUAAUGGCUGCAUUUAUCAAACAGAGGACAGCUCAGCAACAACAGCAGCAGCAACAACAGCAGCAGCAACAGCAACAAAUGAUACUAAAUGAUGGAAGUAUGAUAGCUCCCCCUCAUCAACAACCUAAUGUCUGGUACAAACCACAGCCUCAUUUAUUAACUAUGCAAAGACAGCCUCAGCCAAAUCAGUUUCCCCAUCCACAACAACCCCUGAUGUAUGCUCAACGUUCAAGAAUGCCCAUCCCUAUGAAUUUUGGUCAUCAACAAGGAUAUCAAAAUGACAAUUCUCAAUUUCAGUUUCAGCAACAGCCACCACAAAUUUUAAUGCAAUCUCAAAUAAAACAAAUGACUUCUCCCACACACCCACCAAUGAGUCCACAACAAGGUAUUCUUGGUCACCCUCAAGGUCCUGUGCCAUCUCCAUCUCAACAGCAGCUCAUGCAACAAGUUCGCUCACCUCCUCCAACUUCUGUACAUUUAUCUCAAACAGUUCGGUCCCCCCAGCCCAGUGCAUCACCUCGAACUCAAGCAAAUACCUCUCAGCCUAUUCCUUCACCUAGGCAGCAAUUAGUACCAUCUCCUCAUUACCCUUCUCAGACUCAAUCACCACAUCCUAGUCUAACUGUUGGUACAUCAGGACUGUCAGGUCCUGAUCAAAUGACUACUAAUAAUGAUAUGAUGCUAACACAUCUGACAAACCCAGUGUCUUCUCAUCCUAGUAUAGCUACACAGCUUCAGAGCCCAGUUAAUCAGGAAAACAUGGACUUAACUCAUCUGACCAGGGAAGAACAGCUCGACAAAUAUGUUGAAAAUUUAUAACCUUUUACAUUUAUGGUUUCAUCACUUUUGUUUCUCAAUUUAAAAGAUGAAACCAUUUUGGCCCCAAAUCUUUGAAUACAAAUCUUUUAUAAUAAACUCCUGAGAAUUAUUGUUAGUAAUACUCUGUAUAGCAAUAUAGUUUUUUUACUAUAAAUCGUUAUCAAAUGUUUUUAGUGAAUUUUGUACCAAUUGUGUUAAUUUUGCAUAAAUGUAAAUGUGGUCAGUGAAACAUCUGUUGCAAUGAAAGAAAGUAUUUGAUAAUUGUUUUUGUUUUGCCAAAUGUUUUAUUUGUUGUCUUACUCUGAUCUCGUAAGAUUCUUAUAAAUUAUUCAAAUAUUUAUUGCAUUUGUACAGUCAUUUGUUUUAAAAUUGGUUCUGAACAUAUAUAUCAUAUCAUUUCUACCAAUAUUGCAUCUUUGUUUAUACUGUACCAUAAGUAUUUCAUUAUAUAUCAUAAGUUUUAUUUCUUUCUGAAUUGUGAUAUUUAAAUAGUUUAAAAUUAUUUAGCAAUGAAUUAAUUAUCAUACGAAAAAAUGUUAAUUUUUAUUGUGCACAUUCCAGAGAAAAUCAAGUUUAUUUUCAUUGUUUAUUAUACUUUUUAUGGAAUUAAUAUUGGAAAGACUUUAGACUUAUUUUAAACAACUUUUGAUAUAUAAUGAUAUUUAAACAAAAUAAGCUGAGUUUCCACUUACAGCAUAAUUCUCUGAUUGAUGUUUUUUAAAAAGGAUAUUUCUAAAGCAAUAUGUAAGUAAUUGGCCAGAUCAUGAAAUCAUUAUAGCAAUUAUACUAUAAGCAUUAUUACACUUGUUAUUUUCAGUUAAAAAUUCUGAAAAAAAAAGUUGUGUUUUAUGAAAUGUUUUUAUUUGAUAUUUUUGUCUAUAAUUUAAUAUAUUUUUAUUUGGAUUAAGUUAUACCAUUUCUUUUUACUAAUGAGCUAUUUUUUAAUGAUAUUAGAACUUUAAAAUAAUGAUAUUAAUUAAUUCACUUACUGAUUCAUGAAUAUGCGUUAUAAUUAUUUUAGUGAAUGUUUACUACAUUCUCUGCUUUCUUUAAAAAAUCAUUGACAUUUUAUUUUUUAAAUAUGUAAUAAAUAUUUUAAUUUUAAAUUUUUUUAGUUCUUUUUAAAUUAAAGCCUUAAUUUUAACAAAAUAAUAUUUUUUCAAAAUUAUUUUCCGAAUCUUGAUUAUAAUUUUACCUGUGGGAACUCAGGCAUGUUUUAGCAAUGGUAUUUAUAUUGGGUUAUUGUAUGUACCAGAAUUUUGCAAUAUGAUUAUGAAGUAUGCUUGAAAUUUAUUGUUUCUAUGUAUACAGCAAAAUAUAUAUUCUUUCUAUGUUUUGUGUAAUUUUUAUAUGCUUCGAAUGUUUAUUCUUUGCAAAGUUAAAAUUAUAACAUUACAAAAAUCAUUUCUUUCUUCAAGAAUUCAUAAUGAAUAAUAUCUGUUUUUAAAUUGAUUCCAGUUUUUAAUAUUCAGCAUAGAGCUGAAAUUUAUUUAUACGUUGAGCGCCAAGUUAAAUAUGAAAACAGUGUCAUAGGCCAUGGUAUAUAGUCGAAAUGGAGUUUAUGCACUAAGAUUGCUAUUGAAUACCAAUAAAGAAAGAAAUCCCUUGUGUCUAAGCAUAAUUGCUUUUUUUUAAAUGGCACUCAGCAAUAUAAAUGAUAUGAAAAUAAAUAAUAAACUCAUAGCUCAUCAUUGAUUUAUUGACUAUUAGUAGCGUAUGAAUUUUUUUAUAAGCAAUGAUUUUAUCAUGAUUUUUUCUGUAAAAUGUAAUAAUUCAUACUCCUAAAAUUAAGAUGCUAUAAGAUGCUUUUGCUAUAAGAUUUAUAUACUCAUUUAAUUUUAUGAUUGAAAUACUUGUUAAAUUCUAUGAUUUAAAUACUCAUUUAUUCAUUUGCAGCUAUCAAUGCUGUUUAUAUAUACUAUGAUUAAGUGAUUUCAGAAAUACUCCUUUAAAUACUUAGUUUAUUUAUUUGCAGCUAACGUGAUCAGAAGUUAAUCCUUUUGUAAAAGUUUAAAGUGUUUGCACAUUAUUGUAGCUCUUAAUUUAUGUGGAAAUUUUAUUUAUGUUAUUUAUUUUUAUAUUGAGAUAAAAAUUUAUAAUCUUCUAGUUAAGAAGUAUAUUUGUUUUUAUGAAUUAUGUAAAAAAAAAGAAAGAAAAUAUAUUACUAUCAAUUAUUGUACAUAAUAUAAAUAUAUAUAUAUAUACAUACAUAUAAAUAUAUGUGAAUAUGGAUAUGACUGAGAGAGUGCUAUAUAAAAAUGAGGUGCAUGAUAAAUUUUUAUUUACAUAAUUAAUUUAUUUGUAAAUAAGUGCUUUUGGGCUCAUUUAUUCAUAUUUUCUUUAAAAUUUGAAUUUUAAUCAGAAUCGGAAAUUAUUAUUUAAAUAAGAUGUGUGUUUUUAAAAAUUGACUUUUUUUUUCCUUCCUACCCACCUCAUUGAGUUUCUGAAGUCCAAAUAUUACCAAAGUUCACUUAGCAUGAACGAAUUCUGUUUCUUAACAUGAACUGUAAAUGUAGCUUUUUCAGAUACAAAAGCUACAUUUUAUGACAUAGCUAUUAAUAUAAGUUGAGGGUUGUAUUAAAUAUUUAUAUCUUUAGAACUGGAAAAUAUUUCAUACUUUUUAACUUGCAAAAUACUUGAGAAAGUGUUAUACACAAACAUAAAGAUGCCUUUCUUUUCUACGUGGCUAUGCAGUUUAAGGAUAUUAGAAUAAGAAAAAGUGACAAUCAGUGAUAGUGAUUAUAACUUUCUUCUGUUAUAAUAAUAUUAAGUAGUAAUAAUAUUAAGUGUCUUAAAUAUACAAAAAAUAUUUUUGAAAUAACUUGUAUCUUAAAAUAUAUCUUCUAAUUAUGACAAAAACUGAAAGCUAAAAAUUUAAGGUAAAGAAAUUUUUAAUUGGUAAUAAUGUUUACUUUUACUGAAUUCUCAUAUUUUGCAACAUAUUAUUUACUAUCUUUGCAAAAUUAUUAAUUUUAAAUUUGAUUAGAAAUUAAUUUAACAUGAAGCAUAUUUUAAGUCAUACCAUGUAUAAGAUAAGAUAUUAUACAAAUAAUAUUUAAUAUUUGAAUGUAAUGUACCUAACACCAAAAUAUUUGAUAGUCAUUGAUAAAAAGAUUGAUACCCAAUUAUUUUUAAUAUCCAUUUUCUAGAUUUGCAAUCUGCAAUAUACACUUUUUUUGAUGUAUCAAAAGUUUAUUCAGUUGUGACUUAAAAAUAACUAUUCAAUUAAUUUUUGACGCACGCAAUUGUUUUCUAUGUCUCUUAUGAUUUUAGAAUAAUUUAUAAAUAGCUUUUAAUAACUCUAUAUAUUCUUAUCCUGCAUUAUCAAGCAUCACCAACAGUAUUUGCUAGGAAUGUCAGAUUAAUAAUGAAAUAUUAGGCGUUUACACAGCUAUUAUAUUGAUUGGUGAAAUCUAAAAAUUAUGAAAUGAAUGAUGUAAAUAUAAAAUAUUUAUGAAAAAUAGACUUUUUAUUAUGCUGUGCCAAAACCCAUAAUUUAAACUACGAGUUAAAUUUAUUUAGAAACUGUUAUAAAUGUUAUGUGUUUAUUUGGUUUAUUUUUAAAUAAUUGAUAUUUAAUAUUAAAAAAAAUCAAAAUUAAUUUUUCUUAAAUUUGUUCCAAGUUAUACUUCAAUACAUUUAUUACAAUACAUUAUAUUUAUUAACAUUACAUAUAUUACAAGACCGUACAUUAUUUACAUUACAUUCAAUACAUUUUUUUUUUGUCUCUGUUAACUAAAAGUUUGUUAUUUAUUUGGAAUAUGUUUAAUAUCAAUAAGUGUCCAAAUAUGGUAUACCUUUAUUUUAAGUUUAAGGAAAUAACUUUUUGUAUACACGUCAUAUUGCUUACUUUGCAUGUCAUAUUUGGUAGUUUAAAUAAUUGCUUUAAUUUAAUUAUGAAACAUUGAUAAUACCGUAUUUUUACUGUUCUUACCCCCUCCCCCUUUUCUUUUUGCAAGUUAUAUUUCAGUAAAUUUUCUGUCAAGUUGAUUUUUGAAACUUGUUGACAAGUCUAUAGAAAUAGGUUUUAAAUCGAAGUAAAAUUUGCAAAUAAAAGUGAAAAGCAAGGUUGUCAGCAAUAAUGUGCUGAAUUUAAAUAUUGUGGUAUCCUUAACAUUACUCGAUUUGGGCUCUUGCAAAAGUUUAAAAAUUUAUAGAAGGAAAAUUUUAAUACCUUUUGUCUUUCUUGUGUUAUAUGCUGAUAAAUUACUUAAGUAUUAACUGUUAAUACUAUAAAAGCUGCUCUAUAUAAAAAUCACAUUUAUGUUCAUGAUUACAAAGCAAUUUUAAAAUUUCAUGGUUUAAAAAAAUUUUGUUGUACUUAAUUUAUUACAUUUUAAAUAAGUAAUAUUUCCCUAUAUACAUAAUUUGAAAAUUUUAUUCCAAAAUAAUUGUUAAUAUUGAGUCCAUUUUUUCUGAUUUAUUUAUAUUAGUGGUAAUAAUAAAUGAGUUAUUUCAUGCAAAAAUAAAGGGAAAACAAAAUAUUGUUGCAUUUGUUAUUUAAAUUUUCCUACGAUCACAAAAUUAUAUAGAUAUAGCACUUUUUAAACUGUGUUUUGCUGUAUCCUGCAAAUGAUGUGUUAAUUUGAAAAACCCAUAAAUUUUUUUUUUUUUUAUAAGUAAACGCAAUGCAAGUUAAUCAGUAUUAGAUACAUAUAGCAAAAUGUAUCUCUGAAAUAAUUUAAAUGUGUUCUUAAGCAAAACAUGCCUGCAACAAACAUAUGUGUUGGCAUUCAACUAGGUUUUUUAAUUGAAACUGCAUAAGCUUAUUACCUUGUAUGACUUAAUUGAUGUUUGAGUAGUUCCUAUUCAAUGUCAGUCAAAAUUUAUAUUAAUCAAUAUUUGUUUUUUUAUUUCUAUGCAAUAUGAAAAAGGACUUGAAAUGAUGUACGAAAGGUAUAUAAAAAAAACUUCUCAAUAAUUUGUACAAAUAAUUAACUGGAGUUUAAAUAACCAUUUCCACAAUAUUUAAUCUAUAAAAAAAAUAAUAAUUGUUAUGUUUAUUCAGUUUGUGAUGGUUGAAGAUAGUUUUAAAAGAGAAAUUUUUAAUAAUUUAAGUAAUUUUUAAUAUUUAAUAAUCUAUUAAUUAAUUAAUAAUGUUUUUAUACUUGAAAGAUUUUUAUGUGACAAAUCAGCAUUUGCUUUUGAUAUUUCAUUUCAUUUUUUUUCUCUGGUUAACCAAAUUUUAAUUAAUUUUAAUAUAUUUGCUUUUUGUCCCUUCUUAUUUUUAAUAAAACCAAGUACAAAAUAAUUAAAAUUUGACUUUCUUUUGGUUACCAAUAUACUCAUAUUUAACUUUAUAAAUAUGUUUAGUUUGUUUCAAAUUUUAAGUCGUUUUAACGAUAUAUGACAACUUUUAUCUGUUGUAAAUUUAAUUAAGACUAUAAUUCUACUUAAUUACUACAUUUUAUAUUUAGUAUUUCUUAUACAAGUAAUCUUUCUUUUAUAGUUUAUAAAAAUGAUUUACUGUACCAUCUCUUUUGAGGGUGGGAUUCUUCCUAUUUAGUAAACUUAGUACCUGCAAUAAGUUUAUCAGACUUAAUUUAUUUAGCUACAAAUGCUUAUAAUGAAUUAAUAAAGUAAGUGAUACCAAAUAUAAUUGACUGUCUAAACUCUUGCAAUGAAAUAAGUGAACAUGAGUCCAUUAUGUAGCACAUAAAAAUUAUUGCAUGCAACAAGCAUAGAUUAUGCUCUGAGAAAAAUUGUCUGUGAAUCAGUAAGUUUUUUGUUAAGACUUUCGCAAUAAAAUUACAUUUUGUUUUUUUUGUAAAAUAUUUUCUCAAAUUUACUUAUUUCAGGAGCCCGUAUUACUGACUAUUGUGGUUUUGUAAGCGUUAAAGUAAUUUUUUUUAUCUCAAUAUUUUUUACUGUUCUUAAUCAUGCAUCCAUUUUUAUUUGAAUUAUAAUUUUAAUGUAUUUGUUUAAUCAAUUAACUUUGGAAUCAAAAUAUUAUGAUUUUGCUGUAUCAAAUGUUCUAUCUAGCUGCAAUGUCAUUUUGUCUGUGAAUUGAAAUCGAAUAGUAUCGGUCUGUAACACAUGGUUGUACCUAUAAUUCAUUUCAAGUGAUAUUAGUCAGAGUCCUUAUAAUUUAUAAUUGGAAGUGAAUCUUUCAUUUACAAAUAAUCCAAUGCAAAUAAUAUAUAAUCAUAUGCAAAUCUUAAGAUUGGAAUAAAAUAAGUGUCUUAAAAUUUAUGAAUAGCUUAAAAAGUUUUCCUUUAAAUUUUAUUUGUUCUUUUUAUAUAAUUCUUAAUAAAAUAUGUAAUAAUAUUUGAAGAAAUGUUUUUGAAAAAUGCUUUAGCUGAUGUGUGUUAUAUAAUAAUACUUACAAUAAAAGUAACUAAUAAUACUUGCAAUAAAUAUAACUAAUAAUAUUUACAAUUAUUAUCAUUUCAAGUGAUAUUAGUCAGAGUUCUUAUAAUUUCUAAUUGGAAGUGACUCUUUCAUUUACAAAUAAUCCAAUGCAAAUAAUAUAUAAUCCUAUGCAAAUCUUAAAUCUGGAAUAAAAUAGUUGUUUUAGAAUUUAUGAAUAGCUUAAAAAGUUUUUGUCUAUAAAUUUUAUUUGUUCUUUUUAUAUUUCCUGAUAAAAUAUGUAAUAAUAUUUGAAGCAAUGUUUUUGAAAAAUGCCUAAGCUGACGUGUGUUAUAUAAUAAUACUUACAAUAAAUAUAACUAAUAAUACUUACAAUUAUUAUGUUAUUAUUAAGAAUUUAUCUAUUAAAUAAUUGUAAAUAUGAAUACUUGCUUGAUUUUGGUUAUUAACCAGGCAAAUAAUAGUUAGAUAGUUUUCCUAUUGAUUAAUAUAUUUUGCUUUGUUUUAAAGCCCAACGACACAUUUUCUUCUCAAAUUAAAAUUAAGUUUACCUAUUGGUAUGUGUCAUUCUUUUUAGAAUGGCUGAGCAACUGAGAUAGGAUUCCCACUAAAGAGCUUAUAAAAUAAAUCAGGGCAUAUUAUUAAGCCCGAAACCAAUUUGCAAUAUAUAUUUUUUAUUUAAUGUCAGCUCUAAUUAUCUCUUAUUGUCUAUGUAGGUAUAAUAGAAGAAAAUGUUUUUGCAUUCAAAAUUAUUUAAUUUAUUUAAGGACUAGUUUAAUUUUUUUUGUUUAAAUCUAGCUUAAAAAUAACAUAAAAAAGAUUUCUUCCUUCUUUUUUUUCUUUUUUUUAAAAGAAGAAUAUAUAUGUAUAUUCAAUCUUGUUUUUUUUUUUCAAUCUUGCAUUGCUCAAUAUCUGUGUAUCAGAAUCAUAAUUAUUUAUUGACAUAUUUUUUCGUGUAAAUAAAAAUAAAAUCACUGUAUUUUAUUAAUUGUGUUACCAGAAAUGAAUUUGCUAUACUCAUUUGAAAUUAGAUGUACAAAUCUGUGUUAUGAAUGAUAGAGUUUUCCCAAAGAUUUGUACAGAUUUAGUAUACGUGGAACCCACCUUCGUUUGUUUAUUCAUUGUAAAUUGAAACUUUGUUAAUUCGAUUGUGGUUGGAUUGUUCUUGCAUUAUAAAGUGUCCUGAUGAGGAAUGAAUAUAGCCAUUUGUUAUAUGUUCUCAUUUGUGUCUUAUUUGUACAUAGUUGUUUGUUAUGCUAACUACGCGAAAUUGUUUUGUAUAUAUUGUCUACGUUUCGAAUGAUGCUUAGGAAUGUUUUAAACAAAAGAUCUUUUUACUAUGUAUUUUGUUUGUUUAAUAAAACAAUUACAUUAACAUUGUAUAUAUAAAUCAUAUUCGUUUUUACAAAGAAAUAAAUUCUUGUACAUAAAAGUUUAGGGAACAGAUUAAAUUAUGUUCAGAUGAGCAUUUGCAUACAAAGUGAGAGCUAUAUUUAAUAGCUGUCUUAUAUUUCCACGUCUGAAAUUAUCACUGCCAGGAUAAAGUUUUGUAAAUAGUUGGGUAUUAUUCAGUACUCAGAGUAUAUAUCCUGAUGCAAGUGACACUUGAGCUCUACUCACAAGUUAAUAAUUGUAAUAAACUAUAUUAUACUCUUA
Molecule: messenger RNA, 15742 nt
Organism: Parasteatoda tepidariorum (common house spider)
Lineage: Eukaryota; Metazoa; Arthropoda; Arachnida; Araneae; Theridiidae
Product: histone lysine acetyltransferase CREBBP
Biological process (GO): positive regulation of transcription by RNA polymerase II
Cellular component (GO): histone acetyltransferase complex; transcription regulator complex; nucleus
Molecular function (GO): histone acetyltransferase activity; zinc ion binding; chromatin DNA binding
Source: RefSeq, a predicted model, not a curated record